This is a messenger RNA of Aplysia californica (California sea hare), 5971 nucleotides long. Its product is annotated as leucine-rich repeat flightless-interacting protein 2. The record is from RefSeq and is a predicted model, not a curated record. Lineage: Eukaryota; Metazoa; Mollusca; Gastropoda; Aplysiida; Aplysiidae. Bases 456 to 4079 code for a protein of 1207 amino acids. Gene Ontology annotation, biological process: regulation of DNA-templated transcription. The transcript is spliced from 9 exons.
GAAACCAACAUCCGGGCGUUAUCGGCUCAAAAACAUGGAUGCCAACCAAAAGUUCUUCCUCAUUUCCUGAAGUCGGCGACUGCCCAAAAUGCUGCGGUGUCUGAAAGUAACUGAUGACGCUGAGUCUUUACUUCGUCACACAGACAAUUCUAGUGUAUCUUAGUAGAGAGUGCUGAGUGAACCUUUCGUUACUGGAGUGUUCUGUAUUUUCGAACAAGUGAAUCAAACUGCUCAAAAGACCUUCGAGAGCCUCAACUCUGACGGUAGAGAUUGGAGACUUUCGGAACUAAAAAUUCCUGGGUCAAAGAAGAGGGAUUGGAAGCUGUGGUGCAAAGGGACCGUGUGCUAGUACUAGUGUAUCACCAACACGAAUUGGACAGGAGUGCUGUUCUGACAUUUCUAGCCGUGGACCUUAACACUACUUGUUUGUGGUGAAGUGAUUGAAGGAAAUCAAAAUGAGUUCCCAGUCAGCAGCUGGGCGCCGCCGCAGCAACAAUCGGCAGUACUCUGCUGAGGACCAAGCUUUGAACAUGAUUUCAAAGGAGGCUGAGGCGCGCUUAGCUGCCAAAAGAGCUGCCAGGGCAGAGGCGAGAGAGAUUCGAAUGAAAGAAAUUGAGAAGCAGCAAAAAAAGUCUGAAGAAACUCAAGACAAGGUGUAUGAGCUGACCAGUGAUCAUGCAGCUGCUAAGGUUCGUCAGCAGCUAUCUGGGUCACGGCGUGGCAGCACAGAAUCUACCGACUCAGGUCCUGACAUCAAAGAUGUAGACUACAAGAAAAAGGCUAUUAAGCUGGCAGAGGUGAGGGAACUGGAGGAGAAGUACAAGGCUGCCAUGAUGACCAGCGCCCAGCUGGACAAUGAGAAACAGUCGCUGGUAUAUCAGGUGGAGCUACUCAAAGAUCAGCUGGAGGAGCAGGAUGAAGGUUACACUGAACUGCAGAGAGAAUUCAAAGACAAGUGUAGGGAAUGUGAUUUUCAGAAGAGAGAUCUAAAAAGUAUGGAACAUGAACUGGAUAUACUAAAACAGCAAUUAGCAAUUAAGGACAGGUUAAUAGAGGAAAGUGGUUUUGUGAUUGUUUCCAAUGAAAGUGGGGAGCCUGUACUAGAAAAGCAAUCUGAACAGUCAGCGUCAAGUAAUGGGCCCCUUCCCACUGGUGCUAUUCUAGUGUCUCCAGAGACGAGAAAUUUGCUGGAGAAGGCUGGAGGAACCACAUUAGGUAGCUGUAGCACCUUGUCUCAACCUUGUACUAAACCUGUCCAAUUGGAUAGUCAGGCUGAAGUGUCUGUCUCUACUAGUCCUGCUCUCACGCCUGCACAGCUUAAUGUAGACUCUGUAGAUUCUGCCUCUGGCCCAAAAGAAAACCUAUCAUCAUCUUUUGACAAUGAAGACCUCAAAGAAAAAUGUACGACAACUGGCGAAGUUUGUGCUGAGGCACAGAGCAGGCCUAGUGAAGAGACAUUGCAUGACAGUAGUGAUGUGGUGACUAAUACUGGUGUUGUUUGUGAGCAUGAUGUGGUAGAAAAUUCUUUGGCAGGUAAUGAUGGCACUGGAAACAAUUUGGGUCAGGUGACUAGCUUUACUCAAAGCAGUGAACAAUCUGACAGCCAAGUCGUUAUGACUAGGGCAGGAAAGAAAGAGAAUAGGGAUCCAAAUGAGUUGGUGAUCUCAGAGUCAGAGAUGUCCAUUGAUGUUCCUUCUGUUACUGUUACCAGUGUUGAGAAACAGAACAGUACUGGGGGAGAAGAAUCAGAUGAGGAAGGGGAGUUUUAUGAUGCAGUCAGCACUCCGUCACCUUUUGAUAAGUCUGGAAAUAAGUCCUUUGAUCUAGAAAACACAGAGUCAGGAAGGGGCCUUUCAACCAACAUUGAAGGGUCUUCAGUAGAUGGGGAAAUAGUCAUUGUUACAAGCAGUAUUAGGUCAGGGAAUAGGGAAACUGUAUCGAGACAAUCCCUUGUCAUUGAGGGAACAACAGAAACUGAAAGCAGUACCGAGAAUGUACUUCACAGUUCUUCUGUAGAUGGGUUUAAAGAGUUAAAACAAGAAAAGUGCGUCGACCAGGAGCUCGUCAUUGAUGAACAGAAGACAACCGAAAAAACGCAAAGUACUGAGGAGGAACAAGAUGACAUUAUGACUGUUGAAAUUACGAGUAAAGAAAAUACUGUGACCUGCAGCACUGGCACUGACGUAGGUUCUAAAAAGGAAGAAGUAGACAACAAUAAUACAGAGGGAAAUAUUACUGGGGAAAACAGAAUGACUUUAGGUAAACAGGAAAAUACUGAAGAGCUGUUCGUCUCUACUGAAAGUUUAACAGCAGGAGAUAUGCUCUCUUCAGACAGAAGCACUCUAGAUGAUGAGUUCGUUAUCAAAGGGAUGGAUCAAAAGAGUGAGCCAAUUAAAGACAGAGAGGAACUAGUAGCAGGGAAAACAGACGUUGGCUCAAAUGAGCAGGCUGAAUCUUCAGUUGAGGUGACUUCUGGCAAAGGAACUAUCCUGGACCAAACAGAGACAAUUGAUUCUCACAGAAGCCAAGAGGAAGGACCUGCUACAGAACUGGAUGAGAAGCAUGAGUCUUCCAGUAGCAUUGCUCAGCAAGGAAAGGUAGAAGAUGCAACUGCACAAGACACAGAGAAAAAUUUGUCUGAAGAUUUGGGUUUGACUGUGUUGGGGACAGAUUGCUCUGGAACUGAGCAGAAGGAAACUACAUUGAAAGCUGAUGAGGAAUUGGUAGAGGAAGGUGGUGGUGAUGAACAGAAAGGUUUCAAACAAGGUACUGCAAUAUCUGCUGAUGUUGAGGAUUCACAACAGGUUAAGCAGACUUUUGAUGCUAGUGUUGAUGAUGGGAAUGGUGCUGAGACAGCUGUUUAUGAAAGGCAUGAGAAUGACAGGGUAGCAGUUGGAGAGUUUUCAACAGAACAGAAAUCAACUGACACUGAUACCAAAUACUUUGACCAGGAAGGUAUCAAAAAAUCUUCACAAGAAGUCAAAGACUUUGAACAAGAAGAUGUCAAAGAACUAGAGCAAGAAGAUACUGAAGGAACUGGGAUAGAAGAUGUCAAAGAAUUUGAACAAGAAGAUGUCAUAGGGACAGAAUUAGAUGUCACAGAAAUUGAAAAGGAAAAUAUAACAAAACAUGAAGAAGAAGAUGUCAAAGAGCUUGAACAAGAAAGUGUAAAAGAACAUGAACAAGAAGAUAUAGGGACAGAAUUUGGUGUCACAGAAAUUGAAGAGGAAAAUAUAACAAAACAUGAAGAAGAAGAUGUCAAAGAGCUUGAACAAGAAAGUGUAAAAGAACAUGAACAAGAAGAUGUCAUAGGGACAGAAUUAGAUGUCACAGAAAUUGAAAAGGAAAAUAUAACAAAACAUGAAGAAGAAGAUGUCAAAGAGCUUGAACAAGAAAGUGUAAAAGAACAUGAACAAGAAGAUGUCAGCAAAUGUGAACAACAAGAUGUCAAAGAGUUUGAACAAGAAAAUAUCAAAAGACUAUCCAGCAACACAGAGGCUGACAUUUUACCUGAUGGUGUUACACAGGAGUCUCAAGUAAAUGUCAACGAGCCAGAGAAAAAAAAUUGUUCAAAGGCUGGGGAAAAUGAAUUGGAGUCACCUUCUGGUAAUACUCUAUUGAGAAUGCCCAGUUUUGAGGGUGGGGCAUCAGAGGCAUCUGAAGGUGGAGUUCUGGAUGAUUAUGACCUUGAUGAUAUUGAUGAUAUCCUCGCUGAGGGACAGGAUGCCCCUGUGGUGGAGGAAGCACAAGAUGCUGAUCCUCAGGAUGCCUCGCUAAAGGCUGAUCAUCCAGCCAUUGAGUCCAUAGAUUCUGAAAUAAGUAGUGGUCAAACAAGAGAGGAGGAAGGGACAACAGCCAUUACCCCAGAAGGUAUGAUUGGAGCUGAAGGGGGUACUAGAAAAGGGAAGGGUAAGCCCAAAGGUAAAAAAAGUAAACACAGCAAGGAAACAGGGUCACUUAGUUCUUUAGAACCAGAUGAUUUGGAGGGUGCUCUGGACAAGAAAAUGUCGGAGUCUGAGAAAUCCAAAACUCACAAAAAAUCAAAGAAAUUCAAGCUUUUUAAAAAAGUAUUCAAAUGAGAGGAUUAAUGUUUAAUUGUCCUUCUUGAUCAAUGUUUUUAAAUGAUUGUUUUUAAAUCAUCAACUUGAUUUUUCUGCUUUGCCUAUUUAUGUCACUUUCUUUGGUGCUUGUCUUUAUUUGAUUUCAUUGGUGAUGUCUCCUCUUUCCUUUUCUAGUUUAAGCCAGCUUUUGUAAUGCAUAUUCAAAGAAAUGAAAAUUGCUUCAGUAUUUGAACUUGCUGCUAUCUUUCAGUCUGAUGAAAACUGGAUUUUCUUUGGAAUGGCUGUUUAUUUUAGAUAUAAUGUUGUUGGAAAUGAUUUGCCUUUGCAAUAAUGUUUUUUUUUCAAAAUACUCAUUUGCAUGUUGAUUGUGACAGUGUCUGUUUUUUGUCUUUGCUAUCUCUAUUAUAAUUUGUAUUUGAAGACAAAAACGUGUGAAAUUUUUGUUGGUCUUGUGCUGUUGGAGGGUAUGAAAAAAGACCAAUCAGAAUUGUGUGUGUUUUUUAAAACUAAGUCUACUGGAAGUUGAUCUUGCCCAUUGUCUUAAGGUUUUUUAAAACUAUCAUGACUUAUAUCACUUCUGCCUUAUGCAAAAAUAGUUUUUGUGAGUAAUGCAAUGUAAGAGAAUGAAAAAAAUCUGAUUCUAUCGUGUGUUAUCUCUGAAUACUCUUUAACUUUAAAAAGACAUUUGUUACCUCAUUCGAAAGCACUGGAAAUCAAUAUGACAUUACAAGCCCUCCUCUAUAGACGCAGGGACAAAUUCCUGAUUCCGGAUGGGUGCAUAAGUCUUAUGUUAAUGAUACUGGUGUUAGAGAUCGGUGUUUUACAGUUUUUAUACAGAGAUGAAUAGCUUGGGUUUAUAUUAAAUAAGGAACUGAAGAACUUCAAAUUUUAACGUACAACCUGAUAUAUUUUACAAGUCUUACCUAAUGUUUGCUUGUCAUGCUUUUAUGAAUGACCAUGAACAAUUUUAUUGGUCUUUCAUUUUCUGUUGAUAAAAUCUUUCAGUUGUUUUAUUGUAAUACAGAUCUGCAUUUUUUUCCUGCUCCAGAGCUUUCGUAUGUUUUGUGAAAUUCACAUGUCUCUGUGAUUCAAACCUUCUUGUAUACAAAUUACACAAGGUGCCUUGCAUGGUAAAGGAAUGUUCCGAGCUGUUGACGUUCUCAGUUUUUAAGAAUGGGUGUAAUUGAGGGAGAGGGGGUUGUUAUUGGAAUAGACAUUGUCUAACUAAUGUAUUUCCAGAAUUACGAUUUCUACUUGACAUGUUAUGUUUUCAGCUAGUCAUCUUAGAAAUUUGUUAACUACUACGUGUACAUUAUGUAUACGUUGCUGUUAUUCGAUGGUGAACUUCAGUGUGCACCAAAGAUGAUAGUGCCUUGGGUAUUUAUUUAUUUAUAAGUUAUUGAAGUUUGUGGGAAAACUUUUAUCAAAACCUCUGGUUACACCAUGCUUAUUGUUCUUAUUUAAUAUUUAAAAGUGAUUUUUUUUUUUUAUGAAAAGGAAAACCCCCAAAACAAUCAAAUUUACAAUUGAUAAUCAUUUGCAUGAUUUUAUGACCAGUGUGAUAGAAGCGUUUAAUACUUCUGUGACUGAUUUUUGUUAUCAAAGGCCUGCGUAUUUUGUAAUUAUUGACUUUUUGCAUGCUAGCUACUACUUUCAUUUUUAUUCUGAAAAUAUAAUGAAGAGUCACCUUGACUUUCAUAAGAAUUGAGUUGAUACUUUGGCCUAUAUUUUUGUUUUUAUGAAAUACAUUUGGUUUGCACUUGCAGAAGUUAUCUGAAAGAAAAAUUAAAUGAAAGAAUUCGGUCAGGUUUGAAUUGUAUCAUUUAUACCUAUUGUUUACUUUCAUAACAAUACUUGAGUCUAAAAUCAUGAUAGAAAAGGCAGGAAGUCGUGUUGUGAUAAAAAAAAAA